This is a messenger RNA of Photinus pyralis (common eastern firefly), 4658 nucleotides long. RefSeq names its product fibronectin type-III domain-containing protein 3A (gene mtgo). NCBI's taxonomy places the organism in Eukaryota, Metazoa, Arthropoda, Insecta, Coleoptera, Lampyridae. The transcript has 5 exons. The record is from RefSeq and is a predicted model, not a curated record. Bases 238 to 4020 code for a protein of 1260 amino acids. Gene Ontology annotation, molecular function: protein binding.
GUUCUGAGCUCGAGGGUGUAUUCGAAAAUCCACCGUCGCUCACCAUCACCAUCUACCGUCGACUUUCCGAACGACGCCGACUGUUUAGAUCUUUAACUUCUUCUGGGACGCAUUCCAGUGCGCAGUAAAAACGGUCCGUUCGAGGAAAAUCAAUAAACAUGGCGGUUUCUGUGUUCGUAACUCGUUAACAGCCAGAUGUUUUUUGAAAAUCCGGUUACGUAUCUGUGACACAAACGAAUGGUGAAAGUAAAAGAGGAUUCGGCGAUGGCAGAGCCGAAACCUGCAAAUCCCGCUGCUCACCAUGCGACGACGCGCAAACCGCGCCACCACCAGAAUCACGCCCACCACCAUCCGCCGUACCCUCACGCUCACAUACCGUACUACUAUCACUUUUCCUAUCCAUCCGAAAGUUCCGAGGUGAACGGGACGAACGGCGGCGGCGGCGCCGCGUCGCCCGCCAAAUUCUACUUCGGUCCCGGCUUCGAGCCGCAAACGCAACUGCCGAACGCAUUCGGCGCUGGACCUAGUCAGGGACAGAACGGUUCCGAGUACGUCGUACUUUUCCACGUUAAUCCGGGCGUCACCAUUAGCUUUCAAAUUGGCGAUAAUUUCGAAGUUUUACGAGGACCCGUAACUGUUCCUAUGGUAUCGACGAAUUCAUCACCGCCCAUAGCAAUGCCAGUUCAGGUACCACCGGGACAUGUAGUUCAACAAAUUGUCGACGAAAGCGGUACGCUGAGGCACGUCAUACUUUCCCCACAACAUCCAGCAGGACUCGUACCGCUUCCCUCGCAUAAUCCACAGCACUACGGAGCUGGACCACCAAAUGGCAGCAAUCAAGCACCCCAAACGUUUUAUCCGGGAAUAUCGUCGGGAUUUCCGCCGCCUCACUUUCACUCCAGCAUACCACCCGGACAUCCCUCGCACGUCUCCUCUACACACUCCGGUCACUCGCCGCCUCCGAGCCACGGUUACUACAAAGACGAACGGACACAACAACGUUAUUAUAAGUUAAGGAAAAAACUACACGAUAAACAGAUGAGGAACGAUUCCGGACAAACUACGCCGCUUUUAUCUCCUAGGAAGGACGUGAUCAACGGAUUGCCUAGGAGCAAUUUGAAGGAGAAGGGUAUGAACAGCGUAGGAACCUCGGAGGAUGGGGAGGAGAGCAGUAGCGUGCAGGAUGAAGAUGAUUAUGUGCAUAUUAUCACCGACAUGUUGUCGUCCGUCCAGUCGCCGAAGGUGUCUGAACUGAGCUCGCGCAGUGCCUUACUUCAAUGGGCAGCACCGUUAAGGCUGUCGGAAGCGUCGAGUAACGACAGCCACGAGUUGGACAUCUCCGAGUCGGAUCUCCGCUACGAGGUGUUGCUUAGUGAUAAAAGCAAGGAAAUGAAAUACAAGUCAAUUUAUAGCGGCGCCUCACUCUCCUGCCGAAUUCAAGAUCUACGGCCCGGUCAGGAGUAUUCGGUUUGUCUUCAAGUGCACCUCGAAGAACUGCAAGGCUCGGCGUCCGACCCGAUCAAGUUCAUAACGCCCCCCUGCGAACCCGACCAACCGCAGGCCCCCAAGUUAAUCUCGCGAACGAAAAGCGGCCUGCAGCUCCGAUGGAACGCGGUCAACGACAACGGCUCGCACAUUCAGUACUACCUUUUGGAGUACGACGAAGGCAAGGGCGGCGACUUCGUGGAACUCCACAAGAGCAGAGGAAAGCAGCACAGCCUCUCUAAACUGCAGCCGGCGACAAUUUACAAAUUUAGAUUAGCAGCUCUUAACGAAGUAGGCAAAAGCAUAUAUUCGGACGUCGUCUCGUUUUCGACCUCCGACGUCGCGCCCCUCCAACCCGCACCUCCCAGCCUGCGGGACUCCACCAUAAACUCGUUGCACCUGGUGUGGAGCCGAAGACCUAAGGAUGACGAGUUCGUUUUACAACUUGACGAUCUUAAAACGCGAUACGGCUUUCUCAUUGUAUAUAACGGGAAAAAUAGCGAAUACAUUUGCGAGAACCUGAAGCGAUAUACCGACUACAAAUUUAGAUUGAAAGCUCAAAACAACGGAGGAUGCUCGCCGUGGUCCGAGGAGGUUACGUUCAAAACGCUCCCCGACCGGCCGGCGAGGCCUUCGAAGCCGAUAGUGAAAGGACGAAUACACGCGCAUAUGUUUAGGUUAAAAUGGGAACCGCCCGCGGAUACGGGGGGAGCGGAAAUUACCAAAUAUAUUCUAGAACUGAAUUCGGGUAGUGGAUAUCAGAAUGUGUAUACCGGUUCCGAAACGGAAGCAGUCUGUGAUAAACUUACACCUGGCACCACCUAUCAAUUACGAGUCAGUUGCCUAAGCGCGGGAGGCCGCAGCACCUACUCUGAUCCCUGCACGGUCACCACCGAUGCGAUUAGUCCCGGACAAUGUACCGAACUCCGGCUGCACGGCAAACCUCGUCCGAACAGUAUAACGACCCGAUGGAACGAGCCCGACUACAACGGCGGCGCGCCCGUGUUGGAAUACGAAGUGGAGAUGGUGAGUAACGACGGUACUCAAAGUAUUGUACAUAAAAGCAAAGAAAUCGAAUGCACCGUCGUGAAUGUCAGCCCGGGUUGCGAGUAUCUCUUCAUGGUGCGAGCCGUCAAUCGAAUAGGCCCGGGAGUGUGGUCCGAAACCCUCUCCGUGAAAAGCGGAGCCGCACCUCCCGACACUCCGACCGCUCCAUCCGCCACCCCGAAGUCACCAUUCCACAUCUACCUGGAAUGGCAAGAGCCGAACAGCAACGGAGCCCCGAUCACCGAGUACAAGGUGGUGAUGAGCCCGAAUGAGUCGGUCGAAGAGCAGUUUCUCUCGAUCUUCCAGGGAUCCGGGACGAACUACGACGUACGAGGACUAUCUCCGUUCACGCCCUACUACUUUAAGGUGCAAGCCGGCAACAACGCGGGCUACAGCCCGUUCUCGCCCCCCUCGGCUACGGUGACACCGGCCGCUCCCCCAGCCGCAAUCUCUUGCAUUCAACAUGACAAAACGCCCACCAGCAUAACACUGAGCUGGACGGAACCGCCUUGCAACGGCGCCAGCAUAUCUCACUACAACAUCGAAGUCGGCGAUCAAGCCACGAGCACUGCCGGACCCGACACUAGCCACACAAUCGAGUCGCUUACUCCACUAACCGUCUACAAAAUCAAAAUCCAAGCCGUGAACAACGUGGGCGCGGGCCCAUUCUCGUCGAUACUUAAAAUCGCAACUCUCCCCCUACCACCGGUCGCCCCUCGUCUCGAAUGCAUAGCAGUCGGUCACAACUACCUCAAGCUGAAAUGGGGCGAGGGCCGCAACUACGACUUCACGCAGUACUGCCUCGAAAUUGAGAACCCGCGCAGCAGGGAGUUCCAGUGCGUCUACCAGGGAACGGCGUUCACGUACAAAGUCAAUAAACUGCACGAGCUGACGUCGUACAGGUUUCGAAUUUGCGCUUCCAACGACACGGGCGACGGCGACUACUCGGAGGAGUACCAGUUCGCUACGUCCAUAGCGCCGCCGGCGGGCGUCAAACCGCCGAAGGCCGUCGAGAUCGAGCAGAGAAGUUGCGCGUUGGAGUGGACGUCGUCGAAGAACGCCACCGCCGAUCCGAUCAUAUAUUUGGUUCAAGUUUGUCGACUCAAGGAUCAAGAUUUUAAACAGGUUUACAAGGGACCCGAUACGAGAUGCACGCUAGACAACCUGGAACCGGGCGCGGAUUACAACGCUCGCGUCUGCCCGAUACGGCUAUCCUCGUCGGGCGAACUCCCCGGCCCGCACUCGCCCCUGCUGACGUUCACGACGACGCCCGCCGAAACUCUCAUCAUUCCGAAGCUCUCUCAGCCGAUAACGAGCUCCCCGACGCACGUCCAUCGCAAUCGUAGCUAUCUAAAGUUGAUCUGGCCCCACAUAAUGCAAUCGAAAUCGAUGUCCGACCAGCAGAUGGUGCUGGUAGGCACCCUACUGCUGAUAGUGGUCGGAAUUUUUAUAGCGGUGGGGUUAGCUUCGCUCGUUAAAUUCGAUUGAUGACUUUUAGGUGCAAUUUAGUAUGAUCGCUUACGCUAAUUACCCUAUAUUUUUUUUUAUUAUGAACUAAUUUUUUUAAUUCUAUUAUAUAGCCUGCUUUCCGGCCCCCCACCGUUAAGCAAGCACAGAUCUUAAGUAUUAUUAAACAGGGCUUAUAUUUUAUCGUUAAAUAUAUAUACAUAUAUAUAUAUAUAUUAGAGGACCAAAGCGAAUGUUUUGGUAUUUUUAUACGUGUUUCCGUACUCGGCGUGGUGCUAAUGCAAGUGAUGUAGUCGCGACAGUCUUGUCGUGGUAAGUAUAUUCAUGGUUCGCUAUGUGUGUUGUUAUUCCAGUCAUAUGUACAUUAUAUAUAUUAUAUCAUAAUUUUUACGGUUGAAGGUAUUAUUAAAUUAUUCUAAUGAUUGAUUGAAUUUUAUAUGUGGCUGGAAAAUGUUGUACCUAUAGAUAGAGAAUAUAAUAAUGAAUUUAAUUAAUAUGUAUUAUUAUGAGACGCAAUUGUGUAUAGGUUGGAAAGCAGCAGAUCAUUUAUAUAUUAUACAAAAAAAAAUCCAAUGUUUAUUAUAUGCAAUCUUAAUUAUAUUCAAUUGGCUAUAAUGGGAUUUGUAUACGUGCGCCUCGCACUCUCGUCACUGAGAUAU